Molecule: messenger RNA, 1527 nt
Organism: Ailuropoda melanoleuca (giant panda)
Lineage: Eukaryota; Metazoa; Chordata; Mammalia; Carnivora; Ursidae
Gene: FAAP20
Product: FA core complex associated protein 20
Exons: 4
Coding region: 1-450 (149 amino acids)
Biological process (GO): DNA damage response
Cellular component (GO): Fanconi anaemia nuclear complex
Molecular function (GO): K63-linked polyubiquitin modification-dependent protein binding; ubiquitin binding
Source: RefSeq, a predicted model, not a curated record
AUGGGCUCUGUUUUUGGUGGGUUGGCAGGUUCUGAGGCGCGGACCAGCCCCGACGGAGAGCUGCCGCCGCUGCCCGCCUUCCGCGGCCCGGAGCCCGGGCGCGGUCCCGAGCGCCCCGCGUCCCCCGAGGUGUUCACCGUGGGAGCCCGGACCUUUUCCUGGACGCCCUUCCCACCGGCCCCGAGGGGAGGCGGGGGCCCAGGCCGUUCCUACCGGGUGCUCCUUGGGGCCCGGCGUCGCUCGGGGUCCCCCUCCCGGUCCCCUCAGCGACGCCCCGGGCCUGAGCCCCUCGCGACCCCCGGCGUUCGGGAGCAGCUGCGGGAGGCCGCGCCGACCCUGCGGAGCUGCCCGAUGUGCGCGGCCGACUUCGCCCCCAGUCUGGCCCCGCUGGACAUUGACAGCCACCUCGCUCAGUGCCUGGCAGGAAGCGCGGAAGAAGUGGUGUGGUGAGUCGACAGCCCUGUGAGUCCAGCCAAGCGGACGCCCAGACUCCCCCUGCCCGAACCGUGUCCUCCCCGCUUCGGCAGCCGCAGUAAACGUCGAUGUGGACUCCGGUGUUGUGUGUUUGUAUCGGGAGCGAAACACGGGCCCCUUUGUCUUUUCGGGUUACGCUAAGGCGAGUGCUCGCCUACCGUUCGAACUGGCAGAGCCGCUCAGCAGAGGGACGCAGGCCCAGGUAGAGGAGCUGAGACUCGGAGCAGAACCGGCCGGGUCUACAGACGGGCCGUCGGCGGGGUAGUGCGUUUUCCUGCCUCCAUGGACUGCACUCGCACCCGGUUUUAACUCCCCGAUGAACUGCUCCUUACGCGGGGCAGGCCGCCGUGAGGCGCCCGCGCAGCUCAGCGACAGGCAGGCAGGGACAAGAGGGAGGGACCGGACCAGGCGCCACGGGCAGCGGGCAGGCCAGUCUGCAGCCCGCCCUAGCCAGGUGGUGUUCGGGCUUCCCAGGGCAAGUAGAUGAUGGGGCACAAGAGCAUUUAUAGGUAGUUUUCCUUCCAGUGCUGCUGGCCCACAGAUUCUGGAAGAGCUGGGCUUUGGUGGCAUCCACCGUGGCCGCAGAGCAGUGGCGGCAGGGAGCGGGUCACGAUCCACAAAGAGACCGUGGAGGAACCUAACUGCACGUGACCAAGGGAAAGACGCCUGUCUGCAAAGACCGCACGCUUUAUGACCCUCGCUAUAUGGGCUUCUGGAAAAGGCAGAACUGCAGAAAUAGUGAAGAGACCAGUAGUCGCCAGAGGACGGGCACACGGGACUUUUGGGGCAGCGAGGCUACGUCACGUGAUCUGCACUGUGGAUACAGGGCCCCAUUUUGUCCAGACCGCGCUCUGCACCCCCAAGACGUGAACCCGGCAUCGUGGGGACGAUGACGUGUCGGCCUGGUUCAUCCACGGUCACAUGUGGCCCCUGGGAGGGGAGAGUGACGGUGGGGGCAGGGGCACGUGGGAAAUCUCGGCAGAUGGCCUGCGACUUUAUCAUGAACCUAAAACCGCUUUAAAUAAAGGCUAGUUUUUAAAAACGCCUUCCAAA